This is a messenger RNA of Acanthosepion pharaonis, 2049 nucleotides long. NCBI's taxonomy places the organism in Eukaryota, Metazoa, Mollusca, Cephalopoda, Sepiida, Sepiidae. The record is from the annotation of a GenBank genome assembly.
AUGUUUAUUUAUCUCGAUCACUUCACAUCUAUCUAUCUAAUUCAGGCCGUUCAUAUCUAUUUAUCUCGGUCAUUUCCUAUCUAUCUAUCUCAUCAAUUCACAUCUAUCCAAUUCUGUCUGUGCAUAUCAUUUUUUCUAUCUAUCUAUCUCUUUUUAACCGACCUUUUUAUCCUUCGUCUAUUUCUUAAUUCUUUUCCUCACAUCUUUCUCCUUUUCAUCACAUCUUUCUCCUUUUCCUCACAUCUUUCUCCUUUUCAUCACAUCUUUCCCCUUUUCAUCACAUCUUUCCCCUUUUCCUCACAUCUUUCUCCUUUUCAUCACAUCUUUCUCCUUUUCCUCACAUCUUUCUCCUUUUCAUCACAUCUUUCUCCUUUUCCUCACAUCUUUCUCCUUUUCAUCAUAUCUUUCCCCUUUUCAUCACAUCUUUCUCCUUUUCCUCACAUCUUUCUCCUUUUCCUCACAUCUUCCUCCUUCUCCUCACAUCUUUCUCCUUUUCCUCACAUCUUUCCUUUAAUCUUUCUUUUUCUUUUCUUUUUUUUCCUAAAUGAAAUCUUCGUCUCUCUUUAUUUCUCUCUUUGUUCUUUUCUCUUUCUCUUCUACUUCUUGCUUUCAAUCUCAUUGGCUUUUAUUUUGUUUUUAUUUUCUAACUUUUCUCCUCCUUGUUUCUCUCUUUCCCUCUCUCUUUUUAUUUCUCACUCCCUCUAUAGCUUCUCUCUCAUUUCUCCUCUUCAUUUCUUUGGUUUUCUUUCUUUUCUCUACACCUCUCUUUUUCUGUCUUUUAUUUCACUUUUUCCUUAUCUUCUCUUUAUCAAUCGAACUUUCUUUUUUUUCUUUCUUUUUUUCUUUCUUUCUCUCAAUCAGACUUCACCCUUUUCUUUCUUUAUCUCUCUUUCUUUGUCUUUUUUCUUUCUCCAUUCUUUUGAAUUUUUCUUUUUCUUUCUUUCUUUUCUUUCUUUCUCUCAAUCGGACUUCCCCCUUUAUUUGUUUUUCUUUUUUCUUUCUUUUUUUUUUUUGUUCCACUCAAUGAGACUUUCCCCUUUUCUUUCUGUAUCUCUCUUUUUCUCUGUCUUCUUUUUUUCUGCCUUCCCGCUGGAUUUUUCUUUCUCAUUGUAUUCGUUCUUUCUUUCUCUCAAUCGGACUCUCCCCUUUUCUUUCUUUCUGUCACUCUUUCUUUCUGUUUCUUUCUUUCUUUAUUCCUCUCAAUUAGAUUUUCCACUUUUCUUUCAUUUUGUCUCUCUUUCUUUCUGUUUUUUUUUUCCUUUCUUUCUUCUGCAUUCUGCUGGAUUAUUUGUAUUUCUUUCCUAUUGUAUUCUUCCUUUCAUUCUUUCAAUCGGACUUUCCUUUUUCUUUUUUUUUCUCUCUUCCUUUCUUAAUUCUGUUGGAUUUACCCUUUUCUUUUUCUCAGUAUUCUUUCUUUCUCUCAAUCGAACUUUCCCUUUUGUUGCUAUCUUUUAUUUGUUUCCUUCUGCUUUCUCUCGGAUUUUUUCUUUUAAACUCCGUUUUUUCUUUCUUUUUUUCUUUCUUUCUUUUCUUUCUUUCUUUCUUUCUUCUUUUUUUUGUCUCUAUCUUUGUUUUCCUUUAUUCUUUGUUUUCUAUUUCCUUCAAGCUUUUUUUACUUCUUUCCUUCUCGCUACUUCAAUCUUAUUGAUUUACUCUCUUCAUUUUUUCUUAUUUUUCAUAUCAUUCUCUGUCAAUAUCCGCAUGUCUUUUGUCUCUACUUAUCUAUUAUUUUCUGCUUUUUUGUUUUUCCAUAUUUUAUUAUUUUCUCUCUCUCUCCCUCUCCCUCUCUCUCUCCCCCUCUCUCUCUCUUUUUCUUUCUUCAUUUCCUCUAAAUCUCUCUCCCCUCUCUUUUUGUUUUUCCAUCUAAUUUUUCUUUCUCUAUCAUUCCCUAUUUCUCUCUUUUCCCCUCAUACUUUCUUUUACUUUCUCUACUUUUACUUCUUCCUCUUUUUCAAUUACCCUCCCUUUUUUGUCUUUCUUUUUUCUUUCUCUCUCAUAUACGCUUUCUAUCCUCUUUUUUCUAUCUUAUUUAGUUCUAUCUCUCUUUAA